CAUUAUUUCGGUUCCCAGUAAAAUCCGUCUUCCGUAACGCGAUCAGUGCGAAAUUCAAUUGUUAUUUCUGUUGAAUAAACAAUAUCUCGCGGUGAUGCGAGUGGAAAAUUCAAAUAUUCUCAUGGAAUAAAAAACGAUGCCAUUUUUCCGAAACCCAUAUUUUUUUUUUAUGAUGCGUUCGUUCGCCAGUCAAAAUUUUGUAUUAUUUCUUCUUAAUUUUUAAUUUCUCUGCAGUUAUACUGUAACGUUGUAUUUGGCUGUGCGUAACUAACCGUUACGUACAUUAUUCGCUGAUCGUUUUGUCCUCGUUGAAAAUCUACCAAUCGAUAUUAUUCGGUGCUCGUAUAAUAUGCGCUAGCUGAAAAUAUGGCCAACGAUAAUUUAGAAGAUUUGAAAAACUGUAAACGGCCUGCCCCGUCCAACAGCUCUGAUCCUUCAGACAUCGACGAACUUAUACAAGAAAAUGCUGAAAAAAUCAGAGUUGGACGCGAUUUUCAAGCCGUUAUUCCGAAGCUGCUAGUUACUCAAGCACAAAGACGCGAACGCCUGAAUAAAAAAGCAUUAUUGGUUUGGUCACCAACGGAGAAAAUUUCCGAUGUCAAAUUGAAUGAAUAUAUUUUACUAUCGAAAGAAAAGUAUGGUUAUAACAGCGAACAAGCAUUAGGUAUGCUAUUCUGGCAUCACCAUGAUAUGGAAAAAGCUCUAUGUGACCUUGCAAAUUUUGCGCCUUUACCGGACGAAUGGUCAACUGAAGAUAAAGUUACAUUCGAGUCCGCAUUCAAUAGUAUUGGAAAAAACUUUUUGCGAAUCAAGCAAAUGUUACCAGAUAAACCUAUUGCAUCAUUAGUCAAAUAUUACUACUUAUGGAAAAACAAAAGAAAGAAGAGUAGUGUAAUUGAUCGGCAAGCGAGAAAAUUAGCUAAUGUCCGUUCUAACGAAAAUCAAAAUGGUAGUAGAGAAGGAUCGAGCUCAGCAGAUUCUGAACCAGAUGAUAAGAAGGAUUCUGGAGAAGGUUGUUCAAAACAAUCCUGUUCUGUCUGCGGAGUGUUUGUUACAUUGUUACAGCAAACUCCAAAGGGUUCCAUGUGUGGUACUUGUUACACUCAUUUCAGGAGAACUGGAGGAGGUAUACGACCAACUUUAGGUCCACCACGCCCGAAUAACCGUCACUUGAACGUUGCUCGUAAUAAACGUUUACCACCACGUGGCAUGUACGUCAAUCACGAUGAUCUUCAAGCUAUUGCAUCCGGACCGAACGGUCAAGGAGAUGCCAUUUUAGCAGCUAUGGAUGAUGAGGUUGUAUCAUUAAAAUGCAAAAUCCAAUCUAACAAACAAGUAAUUGGACAAAUAGAAAAGAAAAUAAAACUAGAUAUUAAUGAAUACAGGAGCAACGAACCAACUCCUAGUCGUGUUACAUCCCGCUGGACAAACGACGAAAUUAUGCUGGCCGUUCAAGGGAUGCGAAAAUAUGGAAAAAACUUCCAAGCCAUUGCAGAAACUAUUGGAACCAAAACUCAAAAUCAUUUAAAGACAUUUUAUAGUCUCUACCGUAAACGUUACAAUUUAGACACAGUUCUUCAAGAAUAUGAUGAUGAACACAACUCUGUUAUUGAACUAAGCGACGAAGAAGAAGUGGUUGAUACCCAAGACGAUCCUACAGCUUCUUCUUCUAGACCAAACACACCAUCUGCAAUGGUAUCAGGAUCUCGACCACUUAACAAUCUUACAUUAUCAAACCCCAAAGCUCAUCAAACAGCAGCCGCUGCCAAGUGAUAUUCACAGUGUGCUAUUUUCCAGUUUCCACUGCCUUGUAUGUUAUAUCUCAUUAGUUAGUCUCUUUUACUAUACAAAUAUCAGUUGUGUGUGGACUAAUAAUGUGUAAUACAAUAAAUAUGUAUGUAAACAUGUGUAUAUUACUUAAAGUAUAAUUUAAAGGAAUUUAUUUUUAACUAUUUUUACCCUAUAAUAAUUGAACAACUAUUGUAAGUAUUACAUUAUUAACAAUAUACUUAGUUGUAUAAUAAACGUUUUUAGAUAAUAUUUUUUUCAUCGACAACAUUAAACUAAUAUAUUUUACAUUUUUGUGUUAAAUUAAACU
Molecule: messenger RNA, 2098 nt
Organism: Adelges cooleyi (spruce gall adelgid)
Lineage: Eukaryota; Metazoa; Arthropoda; Insecta; Hemiptera; Adelgidae
Product: REST corepressor-like
Exons: 10
Coding region: 367-1773 (468 amino acids)
Biological process (GO): negative regulation of DNA-templated transcription; regulation of transcription by RNA polymerase II
Cellular component (GO): histone deacetylase complex; transcription regulator complex
Molecular function (GO): transcription corepressor activity
Source: RefSeq, a predicted model, not a curated record